UUCAGUACAGAGUUCUGGGCAUCAGAUCUUACAGCCUAAAGAAGGUUCCCCUUCACACACAAACACAGUCUUUUCUCUUUCUCUCUCCUUCCACCACAAACCAACACAAAGGUGGGAAAAGCCAAUGAAUUCAGAAAUGAAUUGGUGGGAUAAUAACAAUAUACACAAAAUAAAACAAUCCCACAAAAAUUCACAAUGAAAAACCAUUCCUUAAACUUCCUAUUGAUCAUAAUAUUACUAACCUUAUCUCUUGUAAUCGUAUCCAAUGGUGAAAAAAAAUCAAGGAAUGUUGAAUUCAUCAUCAGAAGAAUCUUACAUCAACCAUUGUUCCCGGAAAGCUCAUCGCCACCACCGGGAGCCGAUGAUGGCGGCUCAUCUUCAUUAUUGGCGCCACCUCCACCACCAGCUGAUACUUCCGGGUUCACCCCUGACCAGCCUUUCUUCCCGGAGGUGCCAACCACAAAUCAGAACCCACCACCGCCACCAACACAAACAGCGCCGUCGCUGCCGUCAAAUGGGGUUAAUCCGAUACCAACUGCGACUCAACCACCCACAAAGCCUACCAAGAAAGUGGCAAUUGCAAUCUCGGUGGUAAUAGUAACACUCGGAAUGCUAUCAGGGUUGGCAUUCUACUUGUAUAAACACAGGGGGAGGAACCCUGUUGAGAGUUCUCAGAAGUUAGUCAGUCGUAGCGGCGGCGGCGGCGGUGGCGGUGGUGGAGGAGGUGGUCGGUAUACAGAAGAAUCAAGAGCGCCACCAUCGAAUUUCCUGUAUAUAGGAACAGUUGAGCCUUCUUCAAAUCAGAGAUCAGUUGCGGUCAAUGAAAAUAACAACAACAACAUAGCUAAUGGAUCACCUUACCAUAAACUGAACCAUAUUAAUAAUAAUAAUAAUAAUAAUAAUAAUGAGGUUUUAAUGAAAAGGUCAGAUCGAUAUAGGCCAAGUCCUGAUUUGCAGCCAUUGCCGCCAUUGAGUAGAGCUCCACCAAGAAGUGUGCCACCACCACAGAGGAGUUCGCCGUCGCCGACGGCGACUUUGUCUUCAUCAGAUGAGGAAAGAGGUGAUACUCUGUUUUAUACUCCACAUGGAUCACUUCAUGGAUCAAUUGCUAGUGUUGAUGAUGGGUAUUGGACUCAAGCUACACGUUCAAAUAGUAGUAGAACUAAUAGUGGAAGUUUCUUCCCUCAAUCUAGGAGGACUUCACCGAAAUCAAAGGGUUUUGGUCCAUCAUCUCCUGAUGUUAUCAAACAUGCCAUCAUCCCGUCUAUUAAAGCCGCCGCCACUCCUCCUCCUCCGCCGCCUCCACCACCACCCCCACCAAAAGAGUUUGAAGAAGGAAAGCAAGAAACAAGGUCAAUUUUGCCUAAGAGGGCGAAAUUUGCAGCUCCACCACCACCACCAAAUUUAGCACUCCUUCGAAAAUUCAGCAGUAGUAGUCCUUAUCAUCAGAAUGCUAAACCACAACCACAACAACAACCUCCCCCACCGCCUCCACCACCACCACCACCACGGGCGUCGUUACUGACACCAAGCAAAGUAUGCACUAGUAAGGUUAAUCAAGCAGAAUUGGAAACUCCCAACCUAAGAAAAGAGGCAAUAAAAACAGGGGAAGAAGAGAUUGAUAAUGGAUGCAGUUCUUCUGGAAGGCCUAAUGGGGACGACUUAAGUGAAAGAAGACCAAGGUUGAAGCCACUACAUUGGGAUAAAGUAAGGGCAACCUCAGAUCGAGCUACUGUGUGGGACCAGUUGAAAUCAAGCUCAUUUCAGUUAAAUGAGGAUAUGAUGGAAAGCUUAUUCGGGUGCAAUUCGACUACUGCAGAAAAGAAAGAAACAACUAGAAGAUCAGUUCUUCCUCCUGUUGAGAAAGAGAACCGAGUUUUAGACCCAAAGAAGUCACAGAACAUAGCCAUUCUAUUGAGAGCGUUGAAUGUGACUCGGGAUGAGGUUGCUGAAGCACUUAUGGAUGGUAAUUCAGAAGGCUUGGGGGCAGAGCUAUUUGAGACAUUGGUCAAGAUGGCACCAACCAAGGAAGAGGAAAUAAAACUGAAAGAUUACAAUGGUGAACUCUCAAAACUAGGCGCGGCUGAGAGAUUUCUCAAGGGGAUACUUGAGGUUCCAUUUGCCUUUAAAAGAGUUGAAGCUCUACUAUACAGAGCUAACUUUGACGCGGAAGUGAAAUACCUAACAAAAUCAUUCGAAACCCUUGAGGUCGCAAGUGACGAAUUGAAAAGUAGCAGACUCUUCCUAAAACUCCUAGAAGCUGUUCUACAGACAGGAAACAGGAUGAAUGCAGGAACAAAUCGUGGAGAUAUGAAGGCAUUUAAACUCGAUACUCUCUUAAAACUAGUAGACAUCAAAGGAACAGAUGGAAAAACUACACUACUCCACUUUGUUGUCCAAGAAAUCAUCAAAUCCGAAGGCUUAGGUUCUUCUGAUGUAAACAACCCUCAGACAGUUCAUCAUCAACUAAGCUCCACAAAGAAGGAAGAAGAGUUCAGAAAACAAGGUCUGCAAAUUGUAUCAGGGUUAAGUAGAGAGCUAGGUAGUGUUAAAGGUGCAGCUGGGAUGGACUCAGAUGUGUUAAGUAGCUACGUGUCGAAGCUAGAAAUGGGGCUCGAAAAGGUCAAGUUAGUAUCACAGCUUGAGAAACCAGAUAUGAUGAAAGGUAGAUUCUUUGAAUCAAUGAAGAAGUUUCUUAAAGAAUCAGAAGAGAAGAUUGCAAGAGUUAAGGCUCAUGAAAGAAGAGCAUUGGCUCAUGUUAGAGAAGUGACUCAGUACUUUCAUGGGGAUACAGCUAAAGAAGAAGCACACCCAUUCAGAAUCUUCUUAGUUGUGAGAGAUUUUCUCUCUGUAUUGGAUAAUGUGUGUAAGGAAGUUGGAACAAUGGAGAGUAGAAGUGUAGUGGGAAAUGCUAGAUCAUUUCGAAUAUCAGUACCAGUUCUUAAUAAGUAUAAUGCUAAACGAGAUGAGAGUUCUGGAGAUGAAAGUAUGUCCUCAUGAAAAAAAUACCCAGAUAUGAAAAUGGGUCAAUAAUUGAUUAAUUUCAGCAUUUUGGAGGAUUAGUGGGAAGAAGAAGAAGAAGAAGAAUUAUACUGUAGUCAACUUAGUCUAUUCAUACAGUUUGAUAUUUGAUUUGAAUAUAGUUUUUGGCUCCUACUCCAUGUAAAAUCCAGUGAUACUUUAAGGUUUAAUAUCAUUAUUAUUAAUUUUAUUCUACCAAUAAAUGAUUAAGUGAUGCAAGAUUUCUUACAAUUUGUACAAUAUAUAAUCAUAAAAGGUUGUCUGGGCCUGAGUUUUAAUUUAUUAGCAA
Spinacia oleracea (spinach) is the source of this 3310-nucleotide messenger RNA. RefSeq names its product formin-like protein 6. The coding region runs from base 196 to 3000 and encodes 934 amino acids. The record is from RefSeq and is a predicted model, not a curated record. NCBI's taxonomy places the organism in Eukaryota, Viridiplantae, Streptophyta, Magnoliopsida, Caryophyllales, Amaranthaceae. Gene Ontology annotation, molecular function: actin filament binding. Gene Ontology annotation, biological process: actin nucleation; actin cytoskeleton organization. The transcript is spliced from 4 exons.